AAUAAAUGUUUAAAAAAGAGAAAAGAUUGCUUUGUGUGGCAUAGGGCGAAUGUGUUUGAGAACUGAUAACCUGUGAAAACAGGAAACACUACUGUAGAUCCUGAAAUUAACGCAUCCCAAAAUUAAUGGCACUGACUGUGGGCAGACUAAAAUGCGACAUGAAAUUAAUGCGAGUGGCCUCCAUAUGAAAUAUUACUAAUAACAUCUGUCUGUGUACUUCAAUGAUAUCAACUCACUAACAUGUCAUUGUACACAUCAUUUAACUUGUUCCUCACAUGCCGUUGUGUAACAGCCUGAGCGUAAUAAAGUUCUGUUCUCUUUUGUCCCUAGUGUCCCUAGUGAGAUCAACUCAAAGCACAUUUUUACAGCAAUCAUUUACCUAACGUGUAUAGUUACCUAAAUCUGGCUAAACAUUAGCGUAUAUGUAUCAUUACCAUUACAACUGUAUCUUCCUAAGAUAUGCCAACAAAGUUGCAGCGAACUUGGAACAGUAAAAACAAAGAAAUGGUCGACCCCAGGAUUAGUGUGCUAAAAUCCAUUCAAGCACGAUGAGUCAUGUUACCUUUUACUUGACUAUUGGACAAUUAGUCUGUCUUGCCUACCAUGAAUUGUGCUCCAAUGAGCGGAAGUAGUGAGUUAUCUGCCCCCGAUAGGUGGCGCAGUCUGUACCGGUCCAGCGAUUUCUUUGUUUACAACAAAAGCCAUUGCAAACUUUUGAAUUUAUAACAAUGCCGCGUACUUGUUGCUCUGUGCCAAGAUGUCACUUAAGGGGAGGUCACGAAUUCCCAUCAAAUCUAGAACUUCGAGAUACUUGGGUAAAGGCGAUCAAGCGGAUCGACGAAACUACAUCAAAACAAUGGAUUCCGUCGAGUACAGCUGUUGUGUGCAAAGCACAUUUCACAGUGAGCGAUUACGUUCAGCAGACAAUACAUGGACAAAAACCACUUAAGAUGAAGCUGCUUUCAACAGCAAUCCCAAGCCAAUUUGAAUGGACAAGACCUGACACAGCUAGUCAGAUUGAUUGACAACUGAGAUCAAAAGAGAGGGAGUCGCAAAAACGAAAAAAGGACUUCGAGGCCAAAUAUGAGAUGGAAAAAGAAUUUGAGUAUAUCGAAUAUGGCGAAGAGAUUGUUACUUCAGACAAACAUCCUCGACUGGAUAUUGAUGCCACAUGUAUACCAGCUGAUGAUAUUAUAACAACAGACUGCUCAACACAAACUUGUACUGAGAAACAAAAGUUUGAUAUUACAGACUUUAUUACAGAUGACAAGGCCAUCCAUUUUUAUACUGGACUAGAAUGUUAUGUAAAGUUUAUUUUUGUUUUGAAGUCUCUUGGACCAGCAGCAUUUUGUCUAAAAUAUAUAUACCACAAUGUACUUAACAUUUCUGUUCCUAACCAAUUCUUCAUGAUGCUCAUGAAAUUGAGAAGGCAUCAAACUUACUUUGAAAUGUCAUUAAUGUUUGGAAUUUCAGAGGCAGGUGUGAAAAAUAUAGUUUUCACGUGGAUUUCAUUUGUGUCGAAGCAGUGGCGCGAAAUCAAUAUUUGGCCGCCACAAAAUCUAGUUAAACAUUUCUCCCCAUCAGAUUUCAAAUCCAAGUUUCCCACAACAAGGCUUGUUAUAGAUGGUACUGAAUGCCCCGUCAAGAAACCCAAGCCUCCAAGAGCUCAACAAUCCACAUUUUCUACAUAUAAGAAUCGGAACACAGUGAAAACCCUUAUUGGUGCUUCACCUGGCGGACUCAUUUCCUAUAUAUCACCCACUUAUGGUGGUUCCACCAGUGACAGACAGAUAGUAGAACGAAGUAAUUUAUUGUCCUGUGUUGAUCCUGGCGACUCAAUAAUGGCUGACAAAGGAUUUAAUGUUCAAGAUUUAUUUGCACCUAUUAAUGUUGCUAUAAAUAUUCCAACAUUUUUCAGAAAAAAAAAUAGAAUGAGUGGAAACAUAGUAAUGAAGGACAGAAAGAUUUCAAGUAAACGAGUACACAUUGAGCGAAUUAUUGGAUUGGGAAAAACAUACAAAAUUCUGUGUAAUCCUUUGACCAGCACAGAGACAAAAUUAUCAUCUGAUAUUGUUUUCAUCUGUUACAUGUUGUGUAAUUUUAGAACAUGCAUUGUGUCAUGUAAUGCAUAAAUGUUCUUGCUGCAUUGCAUACUGUAUAUUGUAUACAUGUAUUCUCUCCCAUAAAUAUUAUCAGACUUCAAACUCUCUCAUCAAUUUGUUAUGUUGCAAUAUUAUUCUGCCACAAAAAUAAAAUAGAUGAAAACUCAACAUGUCUAUACACACACACACACACACAUAAAUACUUGUAAUAGUACAUCUACUACAUGUAAACAUACACUGUACAGUUUAAAUCACAAUGUCAAAAAUAACAGAAUCUUUGAAUUAUACAUUCAAACAAUUACAAUUAUCUUAGAUGUGAGAAAAUUAUGAAUACAUGUACGAUUUGGGUCGGACCCUUUUCUAGGUUUGGACUUCCUAGAAACACUACUGUUAGGCAUUGAAGAAUCUGCUGCCUAUUCAGUGUAUGAUUUGUA
Gigantopelta aegis is the source of this 2536-nucleotide messenger RNA. Its product is annotated as THAP domain-containing protein 6-like. The record is from RefSeq and is a predicted model, not a curated record. The coding region runs from base 1089 to 2132 and encodes 347 amino acids. The transcript is spliced from 2 exons. Lineage: Eukaryota; Metazoa; Mollusca; Gastropoda; Neomphalida; Peltospiridae.